This is a messenger RNA of Erinaceus europaeus (western European hedgehog), 5726 nucleotides long. It is a transcript of the gene ANTXR1, whose product is annotated as ANTXR cell adhesion molecule 1. The record is from RefSeq and is a predicted model, not a curated record. The transcript has 18 exons. Gene Ontology annotation, molecular function: signaling receptor activity. NCBI's taxonomy places the organism in Eukaryota, Metazoa, Chordata, Mammalia, Eulipotyphla, Erinaceidae. Gene Ontology annotation, cellular component: membrane. The coding region runs from base 392 to 2089 and encodes 565 amino acids.
CAAAGCACUCCCCUAAGAACAAUCUGAAAACCCACCCCAUACUACUUAGAAAUCUGGGACAAAGGACUGUCUGGACGGAACUGCUUCAAUUGCAAAACCGAGAGCAGCCUCGGGAGCGGAGCUGAGCAGCGGGCUGGCCUGAGUCCGGAGCAGCCCCUUUAAAACAGUGGACUAGAGUCCUGGGAUUCUUGAAACCUGAAACCCAGAAGCAAAAUCGUAGCGGAAAUCAGAAGGAAAACCUUGAACUCCUCCAGACAAUUGCUUCCGGGGAGUUUCGAGAAAGCAAGGGGAAUAAAGCGCCCGGGGAAUAGGGUCCCCUCGGAUGGCGCGCCCCUGAGGGUCCUGGCGACUUCGAGGAGCGCGGGAAAGGGAGAAGCCUGGGCUGCAGGUCAUGGCCACCGUGGAGCAGAAAGCCCUGGGCAUUGGCUUCAAGUGUCUCUCUCUGGCCACAUUUGUGCUCCUCUGCGCCGGGCAAGGGGGUCGCCGGGAAGAAGGGGCCCCCGCCUGCUACGGGGGAUUUGAUCUGUACUUCAUUUUGGACAAAUCAGGAAGUGUGCUGCACCACUGGAAUGAAAUUUAUUAUUUUGUGGAACAGCUGGCUCACAAAUUCAUCAGCCCACAGUUAAGAAUGUCCUUCAUUGUUUUUUCAACUCGAGGAACAACUUUAAUGAAGCUGACAGAAGACAGGGAACAGAUCCGUCAAGGACUAGAAGAACUUCAGAAGGUUCUGCCAGGAGGAGACACCUACAUGCAUGAAGGAUUUGAAAGGGCCAGUGAACAGAUUUAUUAUGAAAACAGUCAAGGAUACAGGACAGCCAGCGUCAUCAUUGCUUUGACUGAUGGAGAACUCCAUGAAGACCUCUUUUUCUAUUCAGAGAGGGAGGCUAACAGAUCCAGAGAUCUUGGUGCAAUUGUUUACUGUGUUGGUGUGAAGGAUUUCAAUGAAACUCAGCUGGCCCGGAUUGCUGACAGUAGGGAUCAUGUGUUUCCUGUCAAUGACGGCUUCCAAGCUCUUCAAGGCAUCAUCCACUCAAUUUUGAAGAAGUCCUGUAUUGAAAUUCUAGCAGCUGAACCAUCCACUAUAUGUGCUGGAGAAUCAUUUCAAGUAGUUGUGAGAGGAAAUGGCUUCCGACACGCCCGCAAUGUGGACCGGGUACUCUGCAGCUUCAAGAUCAAUGACUCGGUCACACUCAAUGAGAAGCCCUUCACUGUGGAAGAUACUUAUUUGCUGUGUCCAGCACCUAUCCUAAAAGAAGUUGGCAUGAAGGCAGCGCUUCAGGUCAGCAUGAACGAUGGCCUCUCUUUCAUCUCCAGUUCCGUCAUCAUCACCACUACACACUGUUCUGAUGGCUCCAUCCUGGCAAUAGCCCUGCUGAUCCUGUUCCUGCUUCUAGCCCUGGCGCUUCUCUGGUGGUUCUGGCCCCUCUGCUGCACCGUGAUUAUAAAAGAAGUUCCUCCACCCCCUGCUGAGGAGAGUGAGGAAGAAGAUGAUGAUGGUCUGCCUAAGAAAAAAUGGCCUACAGUAGAUGCUUCCUAUUAUGGUGGGCGAGGUGUUGGAGGCAUUAAAAGGAUGGAGGUUCGUUGGGGUGAAAAGGGCUCAACAGAAGAAGGGGCCAAGUUGGAAAAAGCAAAGAAUGCAAGAGUCAAAAUGCCAGAGCAGGAGUAUGAAUUCCCAGAACCACGAAAUCUCAACAACAACAUGCGCAGACCCUCUUCGCCCCGGAAGUGGUACUCUCCCAUCAAGGGAAAACUGGAUGCCUUGUGGGUGUUACUAAGGAAAGGAUAUGAUCGUGUGUCUGUGAUGCGUCCACAGCCAGGGGACACGGGACGCUGUAUCAACUUCACCAGAGUCAAGAACAACCAGCCACCCACCAAGUACCCACUCAACAAUGCCUACCACAACACCUCGACACCUCCUGCCCCCAUCUAUACCCCUCCACCCCCAGCACCCCAUUGCCCUCCCCCACCCCCUAGUGCUCCCACUCCUCCAAUUCCAUCUCCACCUUCCACCCUGCCUCCUCCUCCUCAAGCUCCACCUCCCAACAGGGCCCCACCUCCGUCCCGACCUCCUCCUAGACCUUCUGUUUAGAACCCUGAGUCGAUUUUUCUAGGCUCUCAGACAUUCUGGGGAGGAGGCUCUUCUGUGGUGUUAGAACAAGUCCUUCCAGUUAGAGGAGGCCUCUACUUUGGAAAUGAGUGGUGAUAAAGCCCCACUGACAUUCACUUUAAAAAAUUGUCUUCUCAUGCCAAUGUAUUGACAAUUAUGAAUGAUCAGCAGAAAAAAUAGAAAUUUUGGCAUGCCUGAAAACAAAUGAUAAGGCAACUAGAGUAACAGUUCUCACCAGCCAAUCAACUACCACUUCUAGAAGGUUCCAGAGACAGUGAAACUGCUGAGAUGCUCUAAAUGGAAUUGUGUCUCGUGGAGACCAAUAAGAAAAUCACUUUUCUAAGGGUAAAAUGCAGAGUCAGAUAAGAAAUAACAUUGCUAGGUUUCUAUGCUGCCUUCUUCCUUCCAUGCCACUUUCAUCAACUGAUGCUGAACCUUUGACACAAGAACCUAGGAAUCCUCACACAGGAAGGUGGAGUUUCUUCACCUACAACUUUGGGAAAAGCUUGUGGCAAGAAAUUCAACAUCAAGUAGAUAGCCAAAAUCAUGUUUUCCUGGAAUUUGCAAAGGAGUGAAAAUAUAUUCCACAUUUUCCUUUCUAAUCUUCCCAAUUUCCAAGCGAGAAAGAGAGCAGGUUUUUUACUGAUAGAAAAAGUAUGUUGUCGUGUUGCUGUGUAAGUGAAAUCAGUGUGUGUGUUGACAUGAGGAGUACUGAUGAGCACAUCAGCCAGUUUCUAAAAACCCACAGGCCAUCAGAAGUUAGAUGUGGCUGACUUUGGCCCGACAAGGUGCCCUUCCUCAACAGACAACAACAGCAUUGUGGAAAAGCAACCUGUUGAGGAUUCAUAUUAAAAAAAAAAAAAAAAAACUAUUUGGCUUUGGUUUAAGCUGCUCGAAAUAUGAAGAAGUGAUUGAUCCCAUUUUCCAGGAACAAAUGUAGGUUGUUCUUCCCAAAAUGGCAUCACUAGUCCCCCUACAAUUUCACUAAGUUUUGUUGUUGUUUUUUUUUUUCUUUCUUUCUUGAUGAAGUUGUGCACCAGAGACUUCCAGGUAGAGCAAAAAGUUAAUGGUUUUGAUAGAAUAAAGAAACUAUUCCCAGGUUCUGUGGUUAACUCCAGAAAAGGUAUAUGUGGUGGACACAAGUAUAUUUCUCCUUCCUUGGUUUUUCAACAGACUCACAAAUACCAGCUGUCAACCCAUAGGAAACAUGCAAGAUGUACAACAUAAAGCCAAUCUGCCUGAAAUCCUCGCCACCACUCUCCCAAAUCUUUCUAAAUCUAUUGUCAGUUAAAUUUUAUAGUCACUUUCUAAACAUUAGGCUUCAUAACCAAAGGGUAAAAACAGAAGCCGUCACUAAAGACUUUCUGUACCUACUUUUUCAAAAUUACCUCCCUCUCCAGUUCACGGCUCUUAAUCCCUCAAAUUCUUGAGCCCUUUCUGAUAUAAACUUGGUGCUUUGAGCUAUGGUUUCUAAAAGUUCUUCAAUACCCCAUCAAGCCAGAUUUAUUUACCACCAUACUUGAUAAGUUAGAAGCACAAGGAUCUGGUGGCAAGCAUUUCACCAACAUCAAUUCAUGUAGUCAUGAUGACAUAUCUCACUAAUCACAGCACCAUUCCCCUAGAGCCAAAUUAUUUCUUUACAGUCCUCAAAUCAUAGCCCCAAAAAGCCACCACUCAUCAGUCAGAAUUGAGAAGAGAUGAACCCUCUUUGCCAUUCCUACUUUAGAAAGUAGAAACAAAUGGGUUGCACUGGGAUGGGGAGGUAAGGUAAUGAGGAACCUCUUAGGUAUAAAAGGUAGUAGGAGGAAAGAGAUCUAGGCAGAGUGUUUUAGUGGGGGACCACAGGCACUAAUUCUCCAAUGCCAAUGCCAAAAAGACUUCUCCAAUUAUACCUCAGACCCAGUCUUUCUCCUAGCCUGCCACUUCCAGAGAUUCUCCCAACCUUCUCAUGGAACUAAUUAGUAUCAGAGAUGGUUUACAGGAUUUAUGAAUGCAACCUCCUUCCCCCACCUCUGUUCUAUUUUUAGAACACUAGGCUUCUGUAAUAUAGUCCCUCAUGAAGCAGGGUUCAGAAUGACAGUCACUUGCAGUGACACUGCUGGACUCCAAAAACCAUUCCAUAGAAGAAUGGGUUCCCUAGGCUCACAAGGUAGAGGUGCUGAGCCCACGGCAACUGUUUUGACUGCUGGCAGUACAAAAUAGUCCACCCCACACUACUGCUGCAUGACUUUAUGCGGCCAUGAGAAGUUCAAGCCAAGAUGCCAGCAUUAUUGUGCAACAAGAUGACUGGCAUCAGGUGAGAAUGCCACAUUCAGGAUCUCAACAGCACACCAAUCAGAAGCCCUGUGCAGUUUCCAAAGUGUUGUUUUGGUGGACUUUUUGAUGAAAUAGGGUAUAGCAAAUAUAUGAGGAUUUUGUAGAGGAUUUGUAGAGUUUGUCCUUAAAACUGACUCCUUAAGUCACCCCUAGUCACAGAAUUAUAGCUGAGGAGAAACUUCUGUCCUUUAUAAACAAGGCAAUAUUUUAAUAGUAUGUUAUUACAGGCUGGAAAAUUCGUUAACUGGUUUAUAAAAUCUAUCAGUACUUGUAUCAUUCCUUGUAAAAAGCAACAGACAUGUGAUUGUGAUCAGGAAACUGCACAAAAUUAUUUUUUCAUUCCCAUGUUACUGUCCUUGUGAAGUUUUUUUAUAUAAAAUCCCAUUUUUUGUUGUAUAUAUUCAUAUUCCACAUGUUAGAUGGAAGCAUUUCCUAUCCAGUGUGAAUAAAAAGAACAGUUGUAGUAAAUUAUUAUAAAGUCAAUGAUAUUUCAUGGCAGGUUAUUCUACCAAGCUGUGCUUGUUGGUUUUCCCCAUUACUGUAUUGCUUUUAUAAGUGUACAAAUAGUUACUGAAAUGACGAGACCCUUGCUUACACAGCAUUAAUAAUAAUCUUGAAUAUGGUGGUCCCUUUUGUUAUGACCAGCUCACAGUUUCUGGCCUAGAGCUUGGUACAUACACAUGUGAGACACAUGGCCUCUCUUUUACCAAGGUCAAGAACAGAGUUGGUAAGUACAUUAAUAGUCUUGGCUAUUUGACUAUGGACAGUCUCAUAAAUACCACUAGAUUGGGUAGAGAUGAUGAUGAAUUCUCAUAAACUAAAGUCCAAAUAUUGUGUCAAAUGAGGGGGGUCCAUUAAAGAAUUUUUUAAAAAUUAACAAUGUGAUGAACAACAGCUUCAACCCAGUGCCAACUCAACAAAAACAGUUAAUGCUGUGUAAAAUGGGUUGAAUUCAUUUGAAACUAUAUAAAGAUAUAUGCAGUAAAAAGCCUGUUGAUGCACACCAGAUGGAAAUGAGGUAUUCUAGUCAACUGCCUUUCCUAGUUGUCUGAGCUCUACUAUACUAUUAUACUUGGAUAACCAAUUUAAAAGAACUAGAAUAUGAUUUUUAAUGCACUUAACAUGGAAUUUUUCUCUUCUUUCUGUGAUAAUUCAGAAGACUGUUAUGGAUCUUUGGUGCCUAAGUCAUUGUUAUAAAAAUUCAGUUAUCACCGUACCGUGUCAUAGAACACUGGGAUAAACCUGUACAAUGACAAACCUUGGAAGUUUCUUUAAAAAAAAUACAAUAAAUUUAUAAAAUCAA